AUGGCGACUGACCUGCUCGCCAUGAAGGAGAGCCUUCGCUGGGAAGGCGCAGAUCCGAAGGUGCACCUGAAAGAGCUGUCGAAGUUUGAUGAGUUCAACUAUUGGAUCUCUGAGUACUUUGAUACUCCGGCACCGGCUCAAAACGUGCUGGAUGCCCUAGCAAUCCUCAUGGGCUGGUCUGGCGAUGCCAAGCAAAUUGUGACUCAAAUCACCGGGCAGCGUCACACCGAGGACAAGAAGUUUCCGGAGAAGUUCAGCAAGUUUCAAGCUGAUCUGAAGGUCCCACCGCCUCGGGAUGAGAAGUCUGACCUGCAAUCGCCGAAGACUCUGGAGAGGAGUCAGACACAUAAGCUUGGCAGCAGCAAGUCCAACGGCCAGAAGUCUAACUUACCGGACAUCCACGGCAAAGAGCCGACCUCCACAACAGCCAGGGAGGAGUCGCCUGAGCCGGAUGACCUUUCCACGGCCAUCGUAUUGAAGCAUCCCCUCUUCGAGGGCACUUCGCAGGAGUUUCGAACUGAGAUAGCGCUGAACAUGAAGACCUUCCAGGUCAAGACCGUCGGUCAGGUUGAAGUCAAGACGGAAUAUGCCCGCGACAUGUUCGAAAGCAGCCUUAUGAGACCCAGGGCUCGCGUCCUGCUGGUCCAGGGCCGUGCGCCGGAGAUGCUGCCUGGAAUGCUCCUGACGCACCACAGCGACAGCCAUGUCUUCGAAGUCUUGUACAACAACAUCUCGCUGGGACCUGAUGCAGAGGCCUACGUGCUUCCUUGCACAGCAGGGCAGGAAGUCGCGCUGGGCAUAACUUCCGUCAGUCCGUUCACGGUGCGCUUGCGCUCGGAGCCCAAGAGGGGCUUCCUCUUCGUUUCGGCAGACAUCCUAGAAAUUCUCUUCACCAGGUACUCCGCUGACUUCGGGAAGAUGAAAGACACGGCCUACAAGGCCGCCACGGGCUUCCUAAGGGCCUGGCUCACGAGAUACCAUGCCAAAGCCUAUGUCAAGCUCUUCGUGAACUUGACGGAGGAGUUCAGGUAUGCCCUUCUCACUCAUGCGAAAAUCCAGCUGAUUAAGGCAGAAGCCAAAAUCUGCAAAGAGGGCGACGUGGGAGAUUCAUGCUUCUUUGUCUUUACCGGCGAGGCUGACAUUUACUGCAAGCAUGCCUUUGCUGGCCGCUUGUCGCAACUCCCGGGAACCAAAGCCUGGGAGUCGUGGUGGGGUGCGCUGGAAGUUGGUGGCAGCUGUUUAAAUCGCGUCGCUUCGGUCAUGGCCUACACAGAUUGUGUCAUAUGGGAACUGUCGGCCAAAGCCAUUCGAGACUUGUGGCUACUCUUCCCGUAUGAGUGCAGCUUCUUCGACAAAGUUGCGAUGAAGCACCUGCAGUUGCUUUUUCCCUUCACUGAUCGAGUCAGUGAAAUCAACAUUUUCGAAAAUUGCAGUGCCGAGUUCUGCAGAGUGAUACGUGGCCUCAUGGUGCAGAAAGUGUACUGCCGCGAUGAGGUAGUCAUGCAAGAGGGCGAUGCGGGGGACGAGAUGUAUGUGCUCUGCGUCGGCAAGUGCAGUGUCUUUCGUGGCUACAACUCGGAGCCUUUGAGCCACCUGCAUCCUGGUAGUUGUUUUGGCGGGCUUGCCGUUCUAAACAUCACCAGACGUCGCACGGCAACCAUCAAGGCGGACUGCGUCUGCGACCUCCGGGCUUUGACGCGGCCGGCGCUGCUAGAGGCGCUGGCUCAGUACCCGGGCGACAAGGACCGUGUGAGGGAGGUCAUCGAAGCGCACAGCCAGAGCAGGCAAGCCACUGCAUCGGCGCUGCAGCGUGCGGGUGCCAGUGAGGGCAGCUUCAGCAGCCAGUUUCUGCAGAUCCUUCUGGAUAACAUGCACGAGCAGCCCUUCCUACCGAAGCAGACGAUUUUGCAAGAGGGCAAGGAGAGUUUCCUCACCGUCCUUCUUCACGGAAUGGUCGAAGUGGAGGUGCGUGGCGUUCACAUUGCCAACAUCGUGGCGCCGGCCAUCUUCGGCGAGCGCGGGAUCCUGGAGCCCGGGACGCCCUCUGCAGCCACGGUGCGGAGCUGCACGGUGUCGGAGUGCAUGGUCCUCCCAGCCUCCAGCGCCGCGGUGCCCAUCGUCCGGGCUCGGCUCCCGGAGGACAUCGCGCGCUUGGAGAGGAUGCUGGAGAAGAAGAUGGCACUGACAAGGAAUCACCUGGCCAGCCCAGACGACAUGACCGUAGCAGCCGAGCAGCAAGACAAAGGGCUGUUCGGAGCCUGCGGAGCUGAGUUCCUGGCCCGCGUGUCGAACUACUUCGAGCGCCGGGUCUACCUUCCGAACCAGAACAUUCUGACAGAAGGCGAGGAGCCCCGAUAUGGAGUGAUGAUCCAUCAGGGCACGGCCACCGUGGAGUCUCAGGGCGUCCUCAUCGCUGAGUGUGGCCCGGGAGAGUUCCUUGGCGAGGUGGCUAUCCUGGGUUUGUCGAGCACCUCCAGCGCCACAGUGAAGGCGCACACGAAGAUAGUCGCGUACACUGUGGAGGCGCAGUCCUUCAAAGAGGUGUUGGAUGAGUUCCCGGAAGAGAGAGUGAGGCUGAGGGAAAUCAUGGAGAAACGCAUUGCGAACACCCAGAAGCCGAUCGAAGCCAGAGCGAGUAAGUCCCUGGCCAUGAAAUCCAAGUCGGUGAACAAGUUCCUGAAAGUCGUCAUGUCGCGCCGCACCUCCGUGGAUCAGCGAGCUGAAGCGGUCGCAGUGCCGAAAGUGGAGUUCGACACGACCAUCAGCGAGAAUCCCAAAAGGACCAAGCUCCCCGGACCUUCGGAGGGUCGAGCUUGGGCAGAGCAGCGGAAAGGGGCGCUGACGGAGGCCAAGAAGAUACGCUGGCAGCGGAUGCAGGCGCAUGGCGACAUGGAGAGGCUCCCCGCAACCCAAGGUGUUCGCGUUCCCGAUCGACAGACCAAGCCCGAUCGACAGACCAAGACCGCCUCGGCUUUCCCCGAAAGACAGCUGAAGAAGGCGGCCAACGUCUAUGGGAAGAUGGUCUGGCAAGAGAUCUUCAAUCCGAGAAAGACGACGAUGACGCCUGUGAUGAUCACUGAUGGUAUUGCAUCAUCGCCAACAGAGCUCGAGAAGGAUGCACGGGAACUGGAAGAAGCCCUGGAUGCCGCGUCACAUGGUGCUGUUGCUGCAGAGCCUGCAGCUGUGCCAGUCACGGAGGCAUCGCAGACCGAGAAGCAAAGGACGGAGAGGGAUGCACCGGUGCCCAUGCCGCCUCCGAAGGACGCUGAGAAGCGGCCCUCGCGGGCGGUUCGCUUCCGCACAGCGAGUGUGUCGAAGGAGACAGAGACGGUCGCAAUGCCCGUGGCAAGCCCUACAGCUUCUGUCCGGAGCAGCCCUGACUUGGAUGACGAGGCCCAAGCGCAGGCAUGGGAUGCAAGUGAUUUCAACUUGUCUUCGCGGGCACAGGUUGCAUCCGUCGUGAGCAGCGUGGUGGCCACGGCUCGCUCCGAGGAUCUCGAGGACGAGCUUGCAAGCUUCGGGGUCGAUGCUUGGUGGAGGAAGCCCAGGUGA
Messenger RNA from Symbiodinium necroappetens, 3552 nucleotides. NCBI's taxonomy places the organism in Eukaryota, Dinophyceae, Suessiales, Symbiodiniaceae. The record is from the annotation of a GenBank genome assembly.